UGUUACACUUUCCUUCCAGCUAUUGUGUUCAUCAAGCUCGUGAAACUCAAGAACUACAGAAAAUCAGAACUUCCUUUGAAACCAGAAGUUUAUCUUCACCCCAUAUGUUUUUUGUUUUCCAACAAUGAUGUUUCGCCUCUUGAUUCUCGCUGUCACAGUUUUUAACAGUAUUCAGCAAAAUGCUUUGUUGGUUCCCACCUUAACCGUGGACGAUUCUAUAGAAGAAAAUGAGGAAACAACACUUACCUGUUCAUUUCCUAAAAAAGAAAAUGUGGAUGUGAAUUUAACUAUUAUACACAAGGACAGGGGUCCUAUGAAAGACUGUCAGAAGUCAACUGUACCAUCCCACGAAAUUACCUGUAAAGCUACAUUUUGUAGGAACUCCCAUGAUACAGAGGUCAUAUGUGAGGCUUACAUUUCAAUUGCCAGCCAACCGAAAAGGAUAUAUGUUCAAUCUGACCCAGAAUUCACAGUGUGUCCAGAAAAUGUAACCUGGUUGGAGGGAGAAAAAAGCAUGUUUCACUGUAAAGCGGAGGGGUACCCAAAACCCAAUGUUACCUGCAAGGGCAACACAAGCUAUGAAGAUGGGAAAGAGUUUAUUGCCUUUAGAAACAUGUCCGGUACAUACAUCUGUAAAGCUCUGACUUCUGGUGAUAUGGUCACAAAGACCGUAUUAGUGAAUGUGGAAGUUAGACCCAGAAUAUUAAAUGCAGAGGUCUGUCCUGGUUUGAUAGUGGAUAAAGGGGCUAAUGUUACCCUGAAUUGUGAAGCAGAAGGUAUACCACUUGUCACCUAUAGCUGGAAUACUCCAACAACUGAGAUAGAGCUCUCUGCAGACAACCGCACCAUAACGAUCCAGGGUAUGGACCAAAUACAUGCAGGAGAUUACAUCUGUAAAGCUCAGAAUAAGCAUGGAGUGGACACCAAAGUGCAGACACUUUCUGUAAAAGACAAGCCUAAAAUCUUAAAAUUUGAAGCCCUGUCCAGUAUACCUUCAAAAAAAGGGGAUGACCUUACUUUGGUUUGUGAAGCAAAAGGGAUCCCAUCUCCUACCUUCAGCUGGAAGACACCCACAUCAGAAUUCAAGCUCUCAGCAGACCACCGUAGCAUAAAGGUCAAAAACAUUGGACAGAAGCAUAUUGGAAGUUACAUCUGUGAAGCUCAGAAUCAAUAUGGAGUAGACACCAAAAUGCUGAAUAUCACUAUAGCAGACAAGCCUAAAAUAUUAAAAAUUAAAGUCCAGGCUGAAUUGCCUUUGAAAAAAGGGGCUGCUGUUUCUCUGACCUGUGAGGCAGAUGGUUUCCCGCCUCCCACCAUCAGCUGGGAGACCCCAAAAUCCAAAGUACAGAACUCUCAGAACAUUGUGAUCCAGAGUGUGGAUAAAACUCACAUGGGAAAUUAUACAUGCAAAGCUCAUAACGAAUAUGGAGUGGAUACAAGGAUACAAAACAUUACAAUACAAGGAUUGAACAAAGGUGAAAUGAUUAAAACCUACUCUUCCACUCUUAAUCAUUCCAAUGAUAUGGAUUCUGCUUUAAACAAGAACAGUCUUGCUCAAGAAGAACUUAUACUGUUAAAUUGGCAUCCCUAACAGUGUUUAAAGGUUUAAGUUAUUUGGUAAAGUUACUGAAUAAAAUAUAAACUGCCA
This is a messenger RNA of Bombina bombina (fire-bellied toad), 1648 nucleotides long. Its product is annotated as intercellular adhesion molecule 5. Gene Ontology annotation, biological process: cell-cell adhesion. Lineage: Eukaryota; Metazoa; Chordata; Amphibia; Anura; Bombinatoridae. Gene Ontology annotation, cellular component: cell-cell junction. Gene Ontology annotation, molecular function: cell adhesion molecule binding. The transcript has 7 exons. Bases 125 to 1591 code for a protein of 488 amino acids. The record is from RefSeq and is a predicted model, not a curated record.